AUGGCUUCAUGGGCACCCCAACAACAGGGUCUUCAGGAGGUCCUGCAGACGCUCCACGAAUCCACCGACAUGAAUGUAGCUGUUCAACGCGCUAUCACCCAUAAACUGAACAACUUUAUUCGCGCGCCCGAGUACAUUGCCUAUCUGGCAUAUAUCCUAAUGGACAUGCCACAAGAAGAGAACCGAAUCCGCACCAUCGCUGGCUACCUCCUCAAGAACAAUGCCCGCCUCAUCCUGAAUUCAACCCCAGAAGUCGCUCAAUAUGUCAAGGCGGCGGUCCUCCAAGCGUUCACCGACGAGUCGGUCAUGAUUCGCAAUGCGGCAGGUCAAGACAUCGUCGCUUUUCUUGGCCAACUCGAACCCCGUCACUGGCCUGAGUGCCUUCAACAGCUAAUGAACACUCUCGACUCACCUGAUUUGGAUCAACAAGAGACUAACGUGCUUCUCUACACAAAGGCCGCCUUUAAUGUUCUCGAAAAGGCAUGCGAGGACUACCCCGGAAAAAUGGACGUUGAGAUCAACGGCACCCGCCCGGGCCCCCUCGAUUUCAUGAUCCCGAAAUUCCUCAUGCUGGCCAACCACCCAUCUGCCAAGAUGCGCUCCCAUGCGGUCGCCUGUUUAUCGUACUUUGUUCCCGUCGGGGCCCAAUCGCUCUUCGUUCACAUUGACAACUUCAUCGCCACUCUCUUUAAACGCGCCUCUGACGAUGACCCUUCCGUUCGUCACCACGUUUGCCAGGCCUUGGUCCUCCUACUUGCGGCCCGACCGGAGAAACUCAUGCCAGAGAUGAACAAUGUGGCGGAGUACAUGCUAUACUCGACCAAAGACAAGAAUGAAAACGUUCAUCAGGAAAAUGACAAGAUCUUAGAGGGGUCUUAG
This is a messenger RNA of Mycena indigotica, 879 nucleotides long. RefSeq names its product Importin beta-2 subunit. Gene Ontology annotation, molecular function: nuclear import signal receptor activity. The record is from RefSeq and is a predicted model, not a curated record. Gene Ontology annotation, biological process: protein import into nucleus. Lineage: Eukaryota; Fungi; Basidiomycota; Agaricomycetes; Agaricales; Mycenaceae. Bases 1 to 879 code for a protein of 292 amino acids. Gene Ontology annotation, cellular component: nucleus; cytoplasm. The transcript is spliced from 3 exons.